This is a messenger RNA of Chlorella variabilis, 2048 nucleotides long. RefSeq lists its product as hypothetical. The transcript is spliced from 9 exons. Gene Ontology annotation, molecular function: protein binding. The coding region runs from base 235 to 1902 and encodes 555 amino acids. The record is from RefSeq and is a predicted model, not a curated record. Lineage: Eukaryota; Viridiplantae; Chlorophyta; Trebouxiophyceae; Chlorellales; Chlorellaceae.
CGUGAAAGCAACGCCGUGAUCGCCCAGCUGCCCCCUGAACGCACCCCUCGCUUCACCCCAAGGGCAGGGUUGGGAGCUGUGCUCCGAGCCUCCUGGCGCGGCCCACAGCCUGACCCCCGACUGCACCAGUGCUCUGCAGCCUGCACAGGCCGCGGGGAGCCUCCUGGCGCUGCCCCGCAAUUGGCCCCUCCCACUCGACCCCCUCGCUGGCAGCCCGCCCGCCCCCUGGCGCCCAUGGCUGCCGUAGCAGCCGCCGCCAGCGACCCCGCCCUCGGCAGCAGCGCCGCCAGCCCCGGCGGCGAGGGCGCCAGCCCGCGGCAGGACGCCGCCUGCCGGCGCCGCGCCGGACCGGCCGCCUGGCUGCGCCGCGCGCUGCGCGGGGCACAGGCGGUCGCCGAGGAGCGCCCCGUGGCGCAGGCCCCUGACGACGACGACGAGGUAGACGACGCUUCGUACGACGGCGGCGCCGCCGAGCCUCUGGACGACUUCUCGUUUGGCAGCCUGCCGGAGCACCUCCUCGAGAAGGUCUUCUCCCACCUGCGCGGCACCAACCGCAGGCACCACUUUGCCAUCUGCGGCGUGAACCGACAGUGGCGGCGUCUGGGCCAGGCCAUGUUCUUCAGCCGGCCCUGGGAGGUGGCCCAUCUCAUCUGCCACCCCACCCAGCUCUUCUGCCUGAGCCCCCGCAAUGUGACCGGCUCCCGCUCCGGCCUUCUCAAGUGCUUUGUGCGGCGGGAGCACGGCCCCUCGGGCAAGCGCUUCACUUUCCACAUCGGGAAGGAUGCCAGCCAGCCGCAGCGAUCCCGCUUCCUCAUGGCGGCCAAGCAGGGCGGACGCGACGAGACGCACCUCUUCCUCAACAGCCGCUGCGAGGGCCCGCCCUGCGCCCGCCUGCGCUGCAACAUGUUUGCCACACAGGCAAGCCCCGGCUCCCCUGCUGCGCGCCACUGCUCAGCUUACAAGCUUACGCUGGCCGAAGACCUGCAGCUUGAGCCUACUGGCACCUCCCGCAGCCGCUGCCAGGCCGCCGCCGCGGCCGAGGCCGGCGCCGCCGCGCGCCGCGGCGCCCCCUGCCGCCUGUCCAGCUGGGGCGAGGAGGCGGCGGCCGAGGCGGCGGCGGCGGUGGCGGCGGCCGCGGUGGCGGCGCAGCGGCGGCACGCGCCGCAGGAGGGGCUGCCCCGCCCGGACCAGCUGGGGGUGGACUGCUUUGCAGAUCUGCAGUACCAGGCCCGCGUCAAGGGCUUCAUGCAGCCGCGCAGGAUGCGGGUCCUGCUGCCCCACCCCAGCCUCCUGUUUUACGACCAGCAGCUGCCCCAGCUGUCGCGCCGCUUCUCGGAGCUGGAGCUGCGGCCGGCCACGCCGCCGACCGGCGCCUGCGCUGGUGCCGGCGGCGCCCUGGCACCCUCCGGCAGCGCCAGCGCCCGCCGCGCCUCGCAGUCUCCCUCCAGCAGCCGCGCAGGGUCAGCAGACGGCAGCCCCCAGCCGCCACCUGCGCUCGGCGGCGGUGAGGAGCCCGCGGCGGCACCGGCCGCGGGCCGGCUGGGCCGCCUGCUGUCGCUGGGGCGGCGUGGCGGCGGCCGGCAGCAGCUGGGCCGCUUGCUGCGCCAGCACAAGACCGUGCCUGCAGACGAGGGCCUGCAGCCGGUGGUGCUGCAGAACAAGGCGCCGCACUGGAACGAGGGGCUGCGCUGCUGGUGCCUCAACUUCCGGGGGCGGGUGAAGCUGGCCAGCGUGAAGAACUUCCAGCUGGUGCGCGGGGAUGAUCCUGGGGAGCGCGUGGUGAUGCAGUUUGGCAAGGCGGAGCAGGAUGCAUUCAUCCUUGACUUCAACCCCACAGUGCUGACGGCGGUGGAGGCGUUUGGCGUGGUGCUGUCCACCUUUGACUCGAAGCUCUUCCUCUAGCUGCCCGGCUGCCGCGUUCCGCUACCCUGCCUCUGGUUGUCUGUUUCCUGGUUGUUUGAGUCCCUAGCGCCAGUCGGCUGUCUGCCACCGCCAGCUACCCAUGUUUUACUACCCUCGUGUUUUCCCCCACGCAAUGCAUACAUGUG